This is a messenger RNA of Fusarium keratoplasticum, 1785 nucleotides long. RefSeq names its product PepX-C domain-containing protein. Bases 1 to 1785 code for a protein of 594 amino acids. NCBI's taxonomy places the organism in Eukaryota, Fungi, Ascomycota, Sordariomycetes, Hypocreales, Nectriaceae. The transcript is spliced from 6 exons. The record is from RefSeq and is a predicted model, not a curated record. Gene Ontology annotation, molecular function: dipeptidyl-peptidase activity.
AUGGCCAUGAGAAUCGGUGGACUUGAUGUCCUAUACAAGAAAGCUCUCCCUCUUUCGGAUCCAGCUGCCAAUUUCGAUGGAUUGAAGCCUUCCAAGCAGGUCCUACCCAAGGGAUUCAGGAAGACCCCAGCGAACAGAGAGUUCUCCGGCCCAACCAUCUGGGAGAGAGAUGUCGCCGUGCCGAUGCGUGAUGGUAUCAUCCUCCGCGCUGACAUCUUUCGCCCUGCAGGCACUGAUGAGAAGGUACCUUGCAUUCUCGUCUGGAGCCCAUAUGGCAAGUCAUCUCAAGGACGUUUGUCGAUGGCUGUCGUUCAGGGCAAUGCAGGUGUCCCAGAAUCCGAACUCUCAGGAUUCCAGAGCUUCGAGGCGCCAGACCCGGCUGAAUGGGUUCCUCAUGGCUAUGCAAUUGCAAAUGUCAACGCUCGGGGAGUUCUUGGGUCGGAAGGGAGACACAGAUGGCACGGAGUCGGUGAAGGUCAGGAUGGUCACGACACCAUCGAAUUUCUUGGUACGCGAGAAUGGUGUGAUGGUAAUGUUGCCAUGAUGGGAAAUUCGUGGUUGGCGACUGCGCAAUGGUUCAUUGCCGCCGAGCGACCACCACAUUUGACAUGCAUGCUUCCGCUUGAAGGGCUAAGCGAUGUAUAUCGGGAAACUCUGUGCCGUGGAGGAGUCCCAUUCAAGCCUUUCUGGGCCUUCCUGAUGACCACCUUUUUCAGAUCCCAAGGUGAUGAGGAGCAGGAGGACGUCAUCUCAAUGAUCGAGAAGUACCCUCUUAUGAAUGAGUACUGGGAGGAUAAGCGUGGCAAAGCUCAUCUAAUCGAAGUCCCAACCUAUGUGCUAGCGAGUAUGUCUACUUUGCUACAUACCGAAGGAUCAACUCGAUGCUAUGAAGAGAUUCCCCAUGAUAAGAAAUGGCUCAGAUUGCACGGAACACAGGAAUGGCAUGACUUGUAUCAAAAAGACUCGGUCGCAGAUUUCAAGAAGUUUCUUGAUUUCUAUAUGAAAGGCAUUCAAAACGACUGGGAAAGCACUCCAAGAGUACGAGCGACCUUUCUACGAUAUAACCAACCUCCUAUUGAAAACCUACCGUUCUCUAGCUGGCCAGUUCUGGAAGCCAAGUAUGAGAAGUUCUUUUUCUCAGACAAUGCCAAGCUUGCUGCCAGAUCACCACCGACCAAGGCUACCGUGUCCUUCCUAGGUGAUGCUCCAGCCAUGCAGAUGGACAAUGACCCCGAAGAGGUUGUGUUUGAAUACACAUUCGAGCAGAAAACGAGACUUCUAGGAACUUCCAAGGCUGUGCUGUACAUGUCAUGCCCAGACCACGACGAUUUUGACGUCUUUGUCCAGCUGAGAAAGGCGGAUAAGGACGGAAAUAUCUUGACGCACAUUAACAUUCCUAUCAAGGACCUUGGCGUUGCGUCAGGAAAGGAUGUUGGGGAUAUCAAUCCGCUCAAGUUCCUGGGACCUGCGGGAGUUUUGAGGGCAAGUCAUCGCGCUAUUGACCCGAUCCUUUCAGAGCCUCAUCGACUCCAUCACGAUCACACAAAGCAAGACAAAGUUCCUCCUGGUGAGAUUGUGAGACUUGAUAUCCCUAUCUGGGUCGCUGCGAUUGAGUUCGAUGCGGGCGAGAAGUUGAUGGUCAAGGUUGCAGGACAUGAGAUGCGGUUGGCCGAGUUCGAACCUCUACGGGGACAAUUUCAUACAGACAACAGAGGCAGGCAGGUUGUACACUUCGGUGGGGAGUUUGACAGCCAUGUUGAGAUUCCUUUUGUGCCUGUUUCUUAG